CUUCCACUACCACCCAAUACCACCGGCUCUUCCUUCCCAUUCACCGCAGGGCCCAGAUAGAAACGCGACGCAAACGGAAAAGAAAAGAGCCCGCGAGUCACGUGACGGCGCACAGCCUCCUGAGACAUCGCGAAGACAGAAGGCGAAAGUGCUCACGUGCGCGCGGACCGAGCAGCACGGCCCGAUGCAUUUCCCAGCCUACUAUUUGAUCGCGACACUCGUCGCGGCUCACGCGACCGCCAGAAACUACCCCGAUUGGCCGACGACCGACGGUCAAAGCCACCCCAGAUCGCCCGCCGAGGGACUUAAUUUGAGUAUUGCGCAUAGACACGAAAAUAGGGGUAAUCAGGAGGUAAACCAAAAUGCCAAUCAUAGUUCUAACUAUAAAAUAAGUUAUAUCGAUCAUCAGCACCUUAAUAAUCACAAAUAUACCGCGAAUAAUCGUGACAGUGACAAGAAUAAUUACCUCGCAGUACCCGGACAUAAUACUAGUUACCCCAAUAGGCAUUUGAAUAAAAAUGAAAGGGGUAAGGGACAUUCUGUACAUAGAAAUGCAAGUGACAAUUUACGACGGUCUGGUCACUCGCACAAUUCCAGUUAUGGUCAUCGACAUAUUGGGGUACACAGACAUGGGAACAGGGGGGUUGUUGGAGUAGGCGGUGGCGGUAAUAACACUGCGAAGGGGGUUGAAGGAGAGAUGAAAGGAGAAAUGGAGAAGUUAAUGGUGGUGGAUGCAACUACUGGGAUACAGUAUAAUCCUUAUGGCAAACAUCAGCCGGGACGUCACGUUUGUACAAGAAAUAUGGACAAACCGAUGAAAACCAGGCAGACAUAUUGUAAACCCAUCUACAAGAACUACGCUAUUCGAUGCCAAGGAAACCAAAUCUGUAAAGGAGUCAGAUUAGUAUAUGAAACUCAUUACAAAGAUGUAGCAGCAACAAAAAAUUCCAACGACAUUAUGUACGCUUGUUGUCCAGGAUGGACUCAAAUCACAAAUAGAAGCCAUGGUUGUAACAAAGCAAGUUGUACCAAACCAUGUAUAAACGGAGGAAAAUGUGUGAAACCAGAACUGUGCGCCUGUCUUAAAGGAUUCGUAGGACAACAAUGCGAGAUUCCUAUUAGUCCACCUGAAUGUCACAAACCUUGCUUGAAUGGGGGAAAAUGCAUAAAGAAAGAUACGUGCAGCUGUCUACGAGAUUUCGAUGGUCUUCAAUGUGAAAAUGAUUUGCGAACACCUCACUGUGCGAUUGGUUGCCAAAAUGGCGGCACAUGCGUGAAGCACGAUAUCUGUCAAUGUCUUUCCGGCUUCACGGGACGUCACUGCGAAAUAGACAUCGACGAAUGUAAAGAGCAAAAACCAUGCGAUCAAAUUUGUUACAACACACCGGGCAGUUAUAAUUGCCAAUGUAAGGAGGAUUUCUUAUUGCAAAAAGAUGGCCAAACUUGUAGAAAAGAAGAUGAUAAUGGCGAUGGUGGCAUAGAAGCGAAAGAUUUAGAAUUCGAAAUGCUGGACAAGAGGCUCCUGAAACUCGAAACGAUGAUGGGCGAAAGUCACAAGAACGAUGUUUCACAAGAUGAUUUAAAAAGCGUUUACAAAGAUUUGGACAUCAUUUCUGAAGACAUGCAUAGUUUACAAAAUAAAAUAAAUGAUGUGGAAAACUACAAGAAUGACAUGCAUGUCUUCAAGACGAAACUAAACACCAUUGAGAAAAAGGCAGAAAAAGUGGACGAGCUGGUGCUAAAGUAUGACAGAAUGAAAAAAUGUGCCUUCUAUAAUAAAAUUUGUAUGUGAAAUAAUUACAUGACUGAUAAUUUUAAGCUAGAUAAUAUUUGUGUAUAUGUAAAUCUUUUAGUUAAGAAUACUGUCCUAUCAAGUGAUAUUGUUUAAAUAAGUAAAAUAGUUAAGAAAAAAAAUAAUGUUAUGAGGUUUUCAAAAAAUAAAAUUGAUGAAAAUGUAUUUAAAUUAUUAUAACUUACCUUGACAAUUAUAUUAAAUUUCAAUAUUUUAGGUAAAUUAGUUUUGUAAACACUGCCA
Psylliodes chrysocephalus is the source of this 2035-nucleotide messenger RNA. Lineage: Eukaryota; Metazoa; Arthropoda; Insecta; Coleoptera; Chrysomelidae. The record is from the annotation of a GenBank genome assembly.